AUGGGACUUCCAAUGGAUUCUAAUUUAGCAGAGAUUCAUGUCCCCAGUGGUCCAACCUCCGUCAAUCAAGCCCAGUCCUUUGAGGGAUUGACACUCCAGCAACUCAUCGUUCGAAAGGACAACCUGGAAGCCGAGCUAAAGGCAUUGGGUGCGGUCCUGGAUAGCCAUGGCGUGACGAUGCAGACCACUCUUACUACCUUUGAUGGUUUCCCUCGAUCUGACAUCGAUGUGGCCCAAGUCCGGGUGACACGAGCCAGGAUCAUCAGUCUGCGGAAUGACUGGAAAGAUCUUAUGGACAGAAUUGAGAAAGGCCUUCAUGAACAUCAUGCUAAAUACCAGGCUUCAGAUGAAUACAAGCAAUCUCUCCUACAACCACAAUCAAAUCCCACUCCCACACCUGCGCCCCAACAGCAGCUACCCACUCCAGAAACUCCCUUUGCCAAAGUCAACAGCGUCGAGCCUAGCAGUCCAGCGCAUGAGGCCGGUCUGAAGGCAGGUGAUCUGAUCCGACGAUUUGGCAGCGUCGUAUGGUCGAACCAUGAAAGACUGCGCAAGGUUGGUGAGGUUGUUGGCCAAAAUCUGGGUCGACCAAUACAGGUUGUGGUUUCCCGUGGAGGUGCGACAGACGGCCAAGAGCUGGAUCUGAAGUUAACACCACGACAGAAUUGGGGUGGCCGAGGGUCACUGGGGUGUCACAUUGUACCCAUCUGA
Exophiala bonariae is the source of this 711-nucleotide messenger RNA. RefSeq lists its product as uncharacterized. Lineage: Eukaryota; Fungi; Ascomycota; Eurotiomycetes; Chaetothyriales; Herpotrichiellaceae. The transcript has a single exon. Gene Ontology annotation, cellular component: nucleus; cytoplasm. Gene Ontology annotation, biological process: proteasome regulatory particle assembly. Gene Ontology annotation, molecular function: protein binding. Bases 1 to 711 code for a protein of 236 amino acids. The record is from RefSeq and is a predicted model, not a curated record.